This is a messenger RNA of Lotus japonicus, 2558 nucleotides long. Its product is annotated as two-component response regulator-like APRR5. Gene Ontology annotation, molecular function: protein binding. The transcript has 8 exons. The record is from RefSeq and is a predicted model, not a curated record. Gene Ontology annotation, biological process: phosphorelay signal transduction system; cytokinin-activated signaling pathway. The coding region runs from base 114 to 2168 and encodes 684 amino acids. NCBI's taxonomy places the organism in Eukaryota, Viridiplantae, Streptophyta, Magnoliopsida, Fabales, Fabaceae.
AUUUUCAAAGGCAAAACCCAAACAUUGAAAUUGUGUGCUGAACUAAGAAGCGAGAUUCUUCAUUUUUCUUGAGAAGUGAUUCUGGUACUGGAAUCGAUUCGGUUGGAGAAACCAUGUAUGAAGCGGUGACGAGUGGCGAGAAGGUGGUGGUGGUGGAGGAGGAGAAGCGGAGGGAGGAGGAAGAGGAAGGGAGUGGAGGUGGUGAAUUGAAGGGGUUGAUGAGGUGGGAGAAGUUUUUGCCGAAAAUGGUUCUGAGAGUGCUUUUGGUUGAAGCUGAUGAUUCUACAAGGCAGAUUAUAGCGGCGCUUCUCAGGAAAUGCAACUUUAAAGUGGCUGCUGUUCCUGAUGGCUUGAAGGCAUGGGAAAUACUCAAGGGAAGACCGAGGAAUUUCGAUCUAAUACUGACUGAAGUGGAUUUGCCAGCCAUAUCUGGUUAUGCUCUUCUGACAUUGAUUAUGGAGCAUGAGACUUGCAAAAACAUCCCUGUCAUAAUGAUGUCCUCACAAGAUUCAGUUAGCACGGUAUAUAAAUGCAUGUUGAGAGGUGCUGCUGACUAUCUUGUUAAGCCCCUUAGAAAGAAUGAGCUGAGGAAUUUGUGGCAGCAUGUUUGGAGAAGACAAUCUUCAACCGCCAGCGUAAAUGCUCCUCAAGAUGAGAGUGUUGCACAGCAAAAGGUUGAAGCCACUGCCGAAAACAAUGCUGCUAGUAAUCGUUCAGGCGGCGAUGCUGCUUGCAUUCAGAGAAAUAAGGAAUUAAUUGAGAAAGGAAGUGAUGCACAGAGUUCAUGUACGAAGCCUGAAUUGGAAGCUGAGAGUAGUCCUGUCAAUGACAUGCAAGAAUUUUCACCACUGAAAUGUGGUGAAGCACAUCCAAGUGGAGCAAGGACACAAGAUGUGGACACAUGCAUCCAGUUAGGCCAGACAUCCAUCACACAUGACACUCAUGUAGGAGGAUUAACUGCACCUAUCUGCAAAAAUGGCGAGACAAGCACGGCCAAUGUCAAGGAUGGUGAUCCAGAGCAUUUUUGGAGCACUAGCAACAGUGGUGAGGCUCAUGACAGACACUUUGUUCAAAUUAACUCUUCUAGGGAAGCUAUUGACUUGAUUGGAGCAUUCCAUACUCAUCCAAACUGCACUCUAAAAAAUUCCACAGUUAAUUCCACUGGGAUGUUUGACUUUUCUCCUCAAUUGGAUCUUUCCCUAAGAGGAUCUCAUGCCAGCAACUUUGACAAGGAACUCACAGAAGAAAGGCACACCCUCAUGCAUUCAAAUGCUUCAGCUUUCAAGCGGUAUACUAACAGGCAACUGGAAGCCUCACCUGCAGUGUUAAGUAACUUCUUCAAUCAACUAAGAGAACAGAGAACAAAUAAUGAGAAAAUUGUCUCCCACGUUGCUACCGGCUGCAACUCAGAUUGUUCAACACCUAGUAUGCAAAGAUGUAUGUUGUCUUCAGCUGCAGCCCAGUCAAAAGAAUCUGAGCUUGCAACUUCACACUCCAACCAAGGGCAUUCUCUCCCAAUUCCUGUAAAGGGCGUAAGGUUCAAUGAUCUACAUACAGCCUAUGGUUCUUCACUUCCUCCAGUCUUUCAAACGCAGUCAGGUCCAUCACCAAUGCCGAGUUCAGUUCUGCUCCUUGAGCCAAACUUCCAAGUAAAUGCAUUUUACCAGUCAAACGGGAAUGAAAACAGUUCAGAGCAGCUACGUGAACAUCGGGGUCCAUAUGGAAACAGCAACCAAGAGCACAUUGUGUACCCACAAGAACACAGGUCCGAACGCGCAGAGGAUCGAGGGUAUAUCUCCCCUGCAACUGAUCAAAGUGUAUCGAGCAAUUUCUGUAAUGGAAAUGCAAACCAUCUUAACAGCAAUGGUUAUGGAAACAAUUGUGUAAGUAGCAGCCGUGCUGAUCAAGUUGCCACUGUCAGAGCAGCUUCAGAUGGUAAGCAUGAAGACCUCACAAACAACGGAUAUACCCAUCGAUCUAUCCAAAGGGAAGCAGCUCUGAACAAGUUCCGCUUGAAACGGAAAGAGAGAUGCUAUGAGAAGAAGGUUCGAUAUGAGAGCAGAAAGAAAUUAGCAGAGCAACGUCCCAGAGUGAAAGGACAAUUUGUUCGUCAAGCGAAUCCUGAUCCUCUUGCUGCAGAACAAGAUGGCCAAGAAUAUGAUCAAUAGCAGAUUUAUGACUCAUUGCAUGUUUGGGAAUGUGUUCUGUAACCACAUUUAAAGCCAAAAUCAAUUAUGAGUGAAAGAAAAGUUGAUCAAAACAUGCUAUGACUGUAGAGUAGAGCAAGAUUUGUUAGUUAGUGUAGUUGCUUCAAAAUUUUGUUUUAGUGAAUCCUUAGACACCAGAACCACUUUAUCUGUAUAUGCUUUCUGAAACCAUUCUCCUCUUUUGCCUUGCUCGAGAUACUGUAUAUCAUAUACCUAGUAUCCUGAUAUGUAUCAUUGUAAUAUUAUAGAGAUAUUUAUGCCCCUGCCCCAUUAUUUGAUUAUUUUUCAGGAAUUGGUUAAUUACAAAGACUUCCUGAUUAAUCAUGUAAUAUAGGAGCUUGUUAUGCAACA